AUUGGUGAACUGAAGCAUCUUCGCUACUUAGACCUUUCCAACGCUGACAUUGUGAGGCUACCCAAAUCUCUUACUACAUUGUACAAGUUAGAGACAUUGAAGUUGAAAAACUGUUUUAAACUUCAAACUCUGCCUAAAGAUAUUCAUCACCUUAUUAACUUGAGACACCUUAUUAUCAGUGGAGGUAGGCUAGAAGAGAUGCCAAGCCAGAUAAAUAAAUUGAUGAAUCUCCAAACACUGACAACUUUCGUUGUGGGAAAAGAUAGUGGAGCAAAGUUAGAAGAGUUGGCAGAACUUUCAAGUCUUCGAGGAAAACUUUCCAUUAAGAAGUUAGAGAAUGUGAUCAAUAUCACAAAAGCAUCGAAUAAAGUCAACAUACUUGAUAAGAAGCCACUAGAUAAGUUGAGUUUGAAAUGGAGUAAUGGUGUUGGUGACCUAAAACAUGGAGAAGCUGUACUUGAUAUGCUUUCACCCAACACAGUUUUGAAGCAACUCAAGAUUGAUUAUUACCCUGGUACAAAAUUUUCAAAUUGGGUUGGGGAUGAUUCUUUUUGCAACGUUGUCCAUGUAGGGCUUUGGAACUGUCAACGUUGCUCCAAUUUACCGCCACUUGGGCAACUGCCUUGGCUGAAAAGUCUUUACAUUUCAGGAUUUGAUUCGGUAGUAACUGUUGGUAGUGAGUUUUAUGGGAACAGUUAUGUGAGAAAACCAUUUUCAUCAUUGGAAACCUUAAGCUUCAAGAACAUGUCAUCAUGGGAGCAAUGGCAAUCAAUGCAAACAGAAGACGCAACAACAUAUGGAAAGCUCAAAACACUUGAGAUUUUUUAUUGUCCUGAGCUCAUUGGGGAUUUGCCUCGCUUCUUUCCUUGCUUGACAAAGCUUAACAUUCAUGUAGAUAAGAAGUUUGCUUUGACUACCUUAAGCUUUCCCUGUGUCAAAGAAAUAACGAUUGGAGGAGUGGAAAGUACCGAGUCAUUGUGGGAGGCAUUAAAGCUGCAACAGAACAUGAGUCAUUUUGAAUCUUCUUCUUCAUUGAUGUCUACUUCUACUCCAUUCUACCACCCUCUUGAGUCACUUCAUUUGACAAGGUGUGGUGAAUCCUUUAGAUCACUCCAUAUGGAUUUGUUUCCCAAUCUCAAAAGCCUUGCUAUCAGUUACUGCAACUAUUUUGAAGCCCUUUCAAUGUCUGAUGGGCAAUGUCAGGAACUAACAUCUCUGUCUUCUUUGUCUAUCUGGUGUUGUCCUAGUUUUGUAUCAUUCCCAAAAGAUGGACUUAUUGCCCCCAAAUUGACUUUCAUUAACAUCAGUGAGUGCCCCAAACUUAAGUGGUUGCCAGAGAAGAUGACUUUCAUUAGUCUGCAUGUACUUUGUAUAUCUUAUAAACCUCUGGUUUCAGUGAUGAAUUGGGAUUUGCAAACUUUAUCCAAUCUUAAACAUGUUCGAAUUGUUGGUACUGGUGAAGAUAAGGAAUCAUUUCCUGAGGAAGGGCUACUACCUGCCACUAUUACCUCUCUUGGUAUCUCAACAUUUUCCAAACUUAGAGCCUUGGACAAAAAUGGGCUUAAACAACUCACCUCUUUGCAAACACUUGAAAUCUUCAGUUGCCCUGAGUUGCAGACAUUAUCAGAAGAAGGGUUCUCAACCUCUCUUAGGUAUUUGAACAUACAUGGAUGUCCUCUGCUGAAGAAAAUUUACAACCCAGAGAGUGAGAAUAAGGAGUGUUGGAGCAAGAUUAGUCACAUACCCCAUAUCCAAUUUUAUUGAGCUGCAUUUACCAUGCAUCACAUCUCAAACAUCCAGACAACAACUCUCAUUUUAUGAAAUUGAUUCAUUGAGAAUUUAAAAGCAUGUUGAUACAAGC
This is a messenger RNA of Humulus lupulus (European hop), 1861 nucleotides long. Its product is annotated as putative disease resistance RPP13-like protein 1. Bases 199 to 1764 code for a protein of 521 amino acids. The transcript has 2 exons. Lineage: Eukaryota; Viridiplantae; Streptophyta; Magnoliopsida; Rosales; Cannabaceae. The record is from RefSeq and is a predicted model, not a curated record.